Molecule: messenger RNA, 1458 nt
Organism: Penicillium canariense
Lineage: Eukaryota; Fungi; Ascomycota; Eurotiomycetes; Eurotiales; Aspergillaceae
Product: proline dehydrogenase family protein
Exons: 1
Coding region: 1-1458 (485 amino acids)
Cellular component (GO): mitochondrion
Molecular function (GO): FAD binding; proline dehydrogenase activity
Source: RefSeq, a predicted model, not a curated record
AUGAGGGCUGCACGUGUAGUGCGGGUGCCCCGCGUCCAGGUUGCCCCUCAGGCCAACACGCGACUUGUGAGCGGCACAAGCAAUGCCAAAUCGUCCGUCGUCACCAGCAACUUGUUCCAGCAACUGUCACCAUCUUCCAAGUCACCAUCUUCCACAGUGUCGCCACCACACAAGGCGCCCACAGCACCUCUUUCCAAACUUCCCCUAUCAUCGGUCCUGCGGUCCUUGCUGAUCCUCUCCGUGUCCUCUUCUCCUCUUCUGCUUAAACCAUGCAUCUAUACCCUGUCUCUGUUGGCACACCCUCGCUCGGCGCUGUGGGAUGUAUCGAAGAACCCACUGUUGAACUUGCUUGUCAAGCAUACUAUUUAUAAGCAGUUCAAUGCAGGUGAGAACAAGAUCGAGGUCCAGCGGUCCAUCCAGAACAUCAAGGAUCUGGGAUGCCGUGGUGUGCUUCUGGGCUAUGCGCGUGAGGUCCUGGUUGGCGAGAACCAGGAUGCGCCUUAUGAUGAACAGGCUGCUCUGGCGGAGGUUGAGAUGUGGUUGGAUGGUACUCUCCGCACGGUUGAUAUGGCCCAGAAGGGAGACUUCGUCGCUCUGAAGUUCACCGGAAUGGGCACCGAUGCUCUUCGCCUGUUGCAGAAGGAAGCGCCUCCUUCUGCGUUCAUGGAUACCUCGAUUCAGAAAGUGUGCGACUUGGCGAUUUCCCGUGGUGUGCGUCUGCUCGUGGAUGCCGAGGAGCAGGCCGUGCAGCCCGGUAUCGAAGCUUGGAUUAUGAAGUACCAGAAGUACUGCAACUCGCAGACACCGGGUCGCGCCAUCUUCUAUGGUACAUAUCAGGCAUACCUUCGGUCUACACCUGCCACUCUGGCCCGCCACCUGGAGACCGCUCGCCAGGAGGGAUACACUCUGGGCGUGAAGCUUGUCCGUGGUGCUUACAUGAAGACCGAGCCUCGUCACUUGAUCUGGGACGAAAAGGAGGACACUGAUCGUUGCUACGAUGAGGUUGUUGAGAGUCUCCUGACUCGCAAGUACAACUCCAUGCUUCAGCGUCCCUCGAAUGACACGCCCGCUGAAUUGCCCCCGGUCAAUGUCAUCAUCGCCACUCACAACCGCGAGUCGGUGCGCAAGGCCCACGCCAUCCGCGUCCAGCAAGCUGCUAAGGGCGAGGACUAUGGCGUCGACCUCAGCUAUGCGCAGCUCCAAGGCAUGGCCGAUGAAGUCAGCUGCGAGCUGCUCCAAGGCUUUGAGAGUGCCGAGGCCGAUGUUGGCACUACACCCAUGGCGGCUCCGAAUGUCUUCAAGCUGCUGACCUGGGGCUCCGUCCAGGAGUGCAUGGGCUUCCUACUGCGUCGCGCUGUCGAGAACACCGAGGCUGUUAGCCGCACGAAGGACUCUCAGAUCGCCAUGAUUAGCGAACUGAAGCGCCGCUGCCGCAACGUCUUUGGAGGCAGCAGCUAG